Molecule: messenger RNA, 1179 nt
Organism: Exophiala bonariae
Lineage: Eukaryota; Fungi; Ascomycota; Eurotiomycetes; Chaetothyriales; Herpotrichiellaceae
Exons: 1
Coding region: 1-1179 (392 amino acids)
Biological process (GO): protein N-linked glycosylation; cell wall mannoprotein biosynthetic process
Cellular component (GO): mannan polymerase complex
Molecular function (GO): alpha-1,6-mannosyltransferase activity
Source: RefSeq, a predicted model, not a curated record
AUGGCAUAUUUCGACAUGCGCCAGUCGCGGUCCACUAGCCGGACUCAAAUCCUGGCCAUCCUUCUCUUCGUCGUCUUCAUUUACUUCAUCUAUGAGAUCAAUUCCUCCCCCUCAGCCUCAUCCGAUCUGCGUCAACGUAAAUCUGACGCUGCUGCCGACAACCCUCUCAGCCCUCCCACCUCAGCCUUUCGCAAACAGCAGAAUGCUCUUGGCUCACACGGCGUUCGAAGACCACCUCCUGUUGUCCAUUAUCAGCUCAACAACCUCACAGCCACCGUGUUCCCCGAGAAGAACAAUGAGAAGGUCCUCAUUCUGACACCUCUCGCACGUUUCUAUCCUGAGUACUGGAACAACCUUCUCGCCCUAACCUAUCCCCAUGAACACAUAAGCCUUGGAUUUGUCACACCCAAGAACAAGGAGGGCAAUGCAGCCACAGCAGCCUUGCAAGAAGCCAUCAAGAUCACUCAGUCUGGGCCGGAAGAACAACGUUUUCAGUCAAUAACCAUCCUGAGGCAAGACUUCGACCCUCCGCUUAUAUCUCAAGAAGAAAAAGAACGUCAUGCAAUGGCAAAUCAGAAAGCUCGACGGUCGACCAUGGCACUGGCUCGUAACAGCCUUGUCUUUACCACCAUAGGACCACACACAUCGUGGGUACUAUGGUUAGAUGGAGACAUCAUCGAGACUCCUCCAACCUUGAUCCAAGACCUGGCAAGUCACGACAAGGACAUCAUUGUUCCAAACUGUUUCCAGCGAUAUAUCAAUGAUAAUGGAAAAUCUGACAUACGACCUUACGAUUUCAAUUCCUGGCGGGACAGCAGCGCUGCCCAAGAACUUGCUGCCACUAUGGGUCCUGAUGAGAUACUGCUUGAGGGCUAUGCCGAGAUGCCAACGUAUAGAUUGCUGAUGGCAAAGAUAGCCAAAUUUGCUGGAGAUGCAGAUUAUGACCCGAAGCGUAUCAUGCCACUGGACGGAGUGGGUGGAACGGCACUCAUGGUCAAGGCGCAUGUGCAUAGAGAUGGUGCCAUGUUUCCACCAUUUCCUUUCUAUCAUCUGAUUGAAACAGAGGGUUUCGCUAAGAUGGCCCGAAGACUGAAUUAUGAGUCCUUCGGGCUUCCUGACUAUCUUGUUCGUUCUUCUCCUCACAAAAAUGAGAGAAUUCUUGCUAACGCGGUCGGAUAG